GAAUGUGACUGUCAGAAUAAUUCGGAGAGAAGGAUGAAAGGAUGAGUCCAGAUGUGCCUCUGCUGAAUGACUACAAACAGGACUUCUUUCUGAAGCGCUUUCCCCAGACUGUUCUCGGAGGCCUCCGGUUCAAAUUAGGCUACUGUGCCCCUCCUUACAUCUACGUCAAUCAAAUUAUUCUUUUUUUGAUCCCAUGGCUUUGGGGUGGCCUGGGAACGCUUCUGUACCAAUUGGGCCUCCUGGAGGAUUAUUAUACAGCCCUGCUUUCAGGGGGACUGAUGCUCCUCACUGCAUUUGCCAUCCAGUUGAGCAGUGUCUACGCCAGGAAAAAAUCAGUGACAGUCGAAAGGAUGCCAAGCACAGAUAUCUUAGCAGAGGAAGAUGAGCAUGAAUUCACGAGCUGUGCUGGCACUGAGACUAUCAACUUCCUCAUUCCUGGCAAGAAAUAUAUAGCCAACAUAGUGUUUCAUUCCGUUCUAGCCGGGUUAGUAUGUGGUCUUGGAACAUGGUACCUGCUCCCCAACAGAAUAACCCUGCUGUAUGGCAGUUUGGGAGGAACCGUGCUGCUCUUUGUCUUUGGAUGGAUGACUUUAUGUAUAGGCGAAUAUUCGUUAAUUGUAAACACUGCCACCGAGACGGCGACUUUCCAGGCACAGGACACUUUCGAAAUAACGCCGCUGAUGAGGCCUCUUUAUAUCUUCUUAUUUGUUUCUGUAGAUCUUGCACACAGGUUUAUGGUAAGCAUAACCACUCUAGAGCAAGCAAAUCAGAUUUUACACAUCGUGUUUAUAUUUUUACCCUUUCUGUGGGCACUCGGGAUCCUGCCCCCACCAGAUGCGCUUUUGUUCUGGGCCAUGGAACAGGUGUUAGAGUUUGUUCUUGGAGGCUCAUCAGUGUCAACCCACCUACGAUUGUUACUCAUGCUCAUCGCUUCUGCUGGAGUAGCUGUCAUCUCCUAUUUCAUUCCCAGCACUGUCGGCGUGGUUCUGUUCUUGACUGGCCUUGGGUUCUUACUGAGCCUCAACCUAAGUGAGAUGAUUUUUGUUCUCAGACAGAAGGUGACCAGACACAGAGUUGGAGCCACAGCUAAGGCUUUACCCUGUGACCCAGAAACACAGUUCACGUGGAAGGAGUGCCUUUUCAACAUCAUUAUCUUCGUGUUAGCUCUCCUAGAAAAUGGUUUGCUACAUUACUUUGCUGCUACAGGAAACAGUGCUCAGGCCAUCGUUAGCUACAUUUUGAUGCCAUUACUCAUAACCCUGUGGUUACUUAGAGAAAUUCAAAGUGUCUAUAUUUUUAGAAUUUUUCGAAACCCUUUCUUUCCAAAUGAUGUGGAAACCGUGACUUUAUUCUUAGAGAAACGAAGAGGGCUUAUGAAGAUAGCUGUUGUCAGACGGAUUCUGCUAAAACUAGUUUCACCUUUUGCUGUGAUGGCAUUUCUUUCGUUGGACAGUUCCUUACACAAGCUCCACUCCGUGUCUGUCUCCAUUGGAUUUACAAGAGCUUUUAGAAUGGUAUGGCAGAAGACCGAACACGCUUUGUUGGAAAUAGUAAUUGUAUCAGCAGUGCACUUGAUUUCUAGUGCUGACAUAUGGUGGAACAGAAACUUGGAUACAGGAAUCAAACUCUUACUGGUUGGCAUCAUUUGUGAUCGUCUGAUUCAGUUUGUCUCUAAAGUGCAGUUUGCUGUGACUGUCCUUGUGGCCUCUCUGACAGAAAAGAAACGUCGAAAAUCAACCACUAGUUUAUGCAUCCUCAACCUUGUCUUCUCGCCGUUUGUGUUGGUCUUGAUAGCUUUUUCUACAUUACUCUCUUCGCCCCUGCUCCCCCUCUUCACCCUUCCUUUGUUUCUGGUGGGCUUUCCCCGGCCUGUUCAGAGCUGGCCGGGAGUCGUGGGUGCCUCGGCCUGCAUGUGUGCAGAUACGGUGUACUAUCGCCAGAUGGUCCCGAGCUUGAUGACUGCGCUGCAGUCUGCAAUGGAAACUGGAAGUUUGGGUCUCCUCUUACCUGGGUCUCAUUACUUGGGCCGUUUCCAGGAUCGUUUACUAUGGAUAAUGAUUCUAGAGCGUGGCUAUUCUUACUGCUGUGUUAACAUUAAGGGGUUAGAAUUGCAAGAGACAUCUUGUCAUACUGUGGAAGCACAAAGAGUGGAUGAAGUUUUUGAAGAUGCCUUUGAGCAAGAAGAAGACAAAGGAGUAUGUUCCAUCAAUGAGCACUUUGGAAAUGUCUUGACCCCCUGCACUCUUUUGCCUGUGAAGACCUAUUCUGAUGCCAGGAAUGUCCUCUCUGGCAUCAUUGAUUCUCAGGACAACUUAAGAGAAUUUAAGCGUGACCUUGUGAAAGUACUUGUGUGGAUACUUGUUCAGUACUGCGCCAGAAGACCCAAGAUGCAGGAAACUCUGCCCCAAACAGAAUCUAAAGGGAAAGUAUCUCCAGUAAACUUGACUGCGGUAUCCCAACUCCCAAUCCCAGAAGAUGCUGACAGCUUAAAUUCAGAAAAUUUGGAAGACUGGUCUGAUGAUAUUUUUAAUGAUGAGCCAAUUAGCAAGAAAGGAAACGAACAAUACCAGUUAUACCAGUUAAAAGGUUUUCCAGUUACAAAUGUACCUAUUCCAGGAUCAGUAGCAGCACAAAUGGAUGAUGAUUCUUUAGAAACAGCUCCUGAAAACAAUUUUUAUAAAACAGUUAUGCUGGGAUACCCUGCGGUUGACAAAGGAAAGCAAGGAGAUAAAACCUAUGUCCCUAUUGUGGAAUUCAGUUGUUCUCAUUCGCAUUUGUUAAACUUGCCUGAGGAGUGGAUGUCCAAUUGUUUACCUAAUUCCAAAAUGAGGGAAAUGAGAUCACUAUUUCCAGAAGACUGGUACAUAUUUGUUGUAAAGCAGUUAAAAUGUUUUAAUUUAGAAGAAAAUGCUCCAAAAAUACUGCAAGAAAUUGCAAGUGACGGAGUUUUAAGAGAUUUCUACCUUCAUGCAGUGAUGACUUGUUAUUUUAGUUUAUUUGGAACAGACAUUAUCAUUACUCCUUCUCAUAUUUUGAGAGCUUACAAUGGCGUUUUGCCUUGGUCUGUCGCCUUGGAUUGGCUCAAACAAAAGCCAGAAUUGUUCCAGCUAGCACUGAAGGCUUUUCGAUAUACUCUGAAACUAAUGAUUGACAAAGCAAGUUUUGGUCCAGUAGAAAACUUUAAUGAGCUGGUUGACUACCUUGAAGAAUAUGAAAGUGACUGGUACAUUGGCUCAGUUUCUGAUGAAAAGUGGAAAGAAGCAGUUUUACAAGAAAAACCAUUCUUGUUUUCACUGGGGUAUGAUUUCAGUAUGGGAAUCUAUACUGGGAGAGUACUUACCCUUCAAGAACUAUUGAUCCAACUUGGGGAGUUAAGCGCUGAAGCUGUCCGAGGUCAGUGGGCCAAUCUUUCGUGGGAGUUGCUUUAUGCUACAAACGAUGAUGAGGAACGUUACAGCAUCCAAGCUCAUCCACUUCUCUUAAGAAACCUUACGGUACAAGCAGCUGAUCCUCCCCUGGGAUAUCCGAUUUAUUCCUCGAAACCUCUUCAUAUACAUUUGUAAUAGAGACUGUUCUGACUUGUAUUAUCAAAUGGUAAUGAGAUUUUUUUUUCAUUUUACAAAAAUACUGUGAUUUCUCUCAUAACUCUCAUCAUCACACAAGUCAUAUGCCUGUGAAAAGCCAAGCUCUGUAAACUUGAUUCUCUUAGCUGUCUUAAUGGUAAAACAAAGCAAAACAAAUAACAGAAAACUUUAUGUUCAACAUAGAAUUAGAACUAGUUGGUCAAUAUUUGUGCCCCGUGUCAUAUGUUAGGAUUUGAUAAAUACAAAAAUAUUUGUUUAGAUAAUGAAUUGUUAAUGCCUUAAGUGUGUAAUACUUUCAGAAGUCAACAAUUGUAAUUUUUACAUGCUUUAUAUUCAUAUCAGUGUUUUACACAACAAUGAAGUCUGUUGAAGAUUAUAUCAUGUAUAUAUAUUUAUUUAAAAUAUAAUUAAAUUUUGCAGUAUUUUCAAAAA
Suncus etruscus (white-toothed pygmy shrew) is the source of this 4016-nucleotide messenger RNA. RefSeq names its product pecanex 4 (gene PCNX4). The record is from RefSeq and is a predicted model, not a curated record. Gene Ontology annotation, cellular component: membrane. Lineage: Eukaryota; Metazoa; Chordata; Mammalia; Eulipotyphla; Soricidae. The transcript is spliced from 10 exons. The coding region runs from base 42 to 3563 and encodes 1173 amino acids.